This is a messenger RNA of Cryptomeria japonica (Japanese cedar), 1856 nucleotides long. RefSeq names its product aluminum-activated malate transporter 14. The record is from RefSeq and is a predicted model, not a curated record. Gene Ontology annotation, biological process: malate transport. Bases 61 to 1647 code for a protein of 528 amino acids. The transcript is spliced from 6 exons. Lineage: Eukaryota; Viridiplantae; Streptophyta; Pinopsida; Cupressales; Cupressaceae. Gene Ontology annotation, cellular component: plant-type vacuole membrane.
GUGAAAUUGGUAAGUUGGAGACAAGUGUUGUUGUUCUUCAACUUGUGAUUUGCUAGGCUAAUGGCGAUUCACAAUGUUGAUGAGUGCAAGAUUGAUCUUGCAAUGGAAAGAUCAGACAGCUCUGCUUCAAAGAUUUCUCAUGACAGGUGUAGAAUGACUAAGAAGAAAUUAGGACAACCCUUUGAGGAUUUUUGGGAUAUGGUUUGGAAAUUGGGUAAAGAUGACCCAAGGAGAGUUAUACAUGCAAUGAAAGUGGGUCUGGCAUUGUCCCUGGUGUCACUGUUUUAUUUGAUGGAGCCUCUGUUCAAUGGAGUUGGGGAUAAUGCCAUCUGGGCUAUCAUGACUGUUGUAGUAGUUUUUGAAUUUACAGCAGGUGCUACAUUGAGCAAGGGACUGAACAGAGGAUUAGGCACAGUGGUAGCAGGUUCUCUUGCAGUUUCGGUUGGUUAUCUUGCAGAAAAGGCUAGCAAAAUUGGAGAAGCCACUGUCAUCGGUUCUUCUUGUUUUGUUCUUGGCGCUGCAGCAACAUUCUUUCGUUUCUUCCCAAAAAUAAAAAAUAAGUAUGACUAUGGCGUUGUGAUUUUCCUUCUGACAUUCAACAUGAUAAUUGUGUCUGGAUACCGUGUUGAGAACAUAUUUGCCAUGGCUUACGAACGGCUUUCCACCAUAGCAAUUGGAUCCGCAGUCUCCAUGGUCAUAAGUCUAUUUAUAUGUCCCAUCUGGGCAGGGGAAGAUCUUCAUUAUUCCACCGUGAAAAGAAUUCAUGCUUUAGCAGAUUCCCUUGAAGGAUGCCUGAUGCAGUAUUUGGAUGGCUCACAGUAUGAUGGGAUCAGUGAGGGCAAAAUUGAAGAAGGAUACAAAGCAGUCUUAGAAUCUAAAGCCAGUGAAGAAUCCCUGGCCACUUUUGCCAGUUGGGAGCCUCCACAUGGCAAGUUUGGAUUCAGGCACCCAUGGAAACAAUAUGUGAAAGUAGGAGGCAUGGUUCGUCACAUGGCUUACUGCGUUGUUGCUCUACAUGGUUGCCUUCAUUCAAAAAAGCAGGCACCCAACAGUAAUCAACUGUCAUUCAAAAAUCCUUUUGCCCAUCAGGUGGGAAAGGACGUAGCAGAAAUUCUACAUGAGCUGGCUGAGAGCAUAAAAGACAUGAAGCAAUGCAGGCCAAGAGAAGCUUUGAUGGAGAGUUUGUAUGUUGCAGUUGAAGAAAUGCAUACAUCAUUCUGUUUCCUGCCCAGAAUAUGCUACCAAAUCCAAUCAUUAUAUAAUCCACAUCAAAGUCCUUUGGAAGGCACUAACAUCCAUGUGAAUCCCACCCACCAAUCCUCACAAACAAUGGAAGCUUCCCCUCAACAUCACAAGCUCAUACAAGGAUUGAAAGAUAAUGCCCAUGUGAACACUUCAAUUGAAACCAAUGGCAAAGAGGACUGCAAUUCAGAAUCAACUUAUGUGGAUAUGAAGGAACAAGGCCCCACUGUAAAUGGAGUAGAGGAGAAUCAUGUGAUGUUGGUUGUAGAUAAAUACAAAACAAGCUUCUCAGAGGCAGUUCCACUGGCCAUGUUUGCUUCACUUUUAAUAGAGAUAGUGGCUAGACUUGAACUUGUAAUAGAAUCUGUACAGGACCUGGGCAAACUUGGAGGAUUUAAAUCCUAGUUUAAUUGUGGCAAUAUAGGAGUCCAUCCUGCUUUACUUUAAAAAAGGAGGUGGACAACAUUAAUCUGGCUAUUGUAAGCUUCUAAAGGGAAAGUAUUCUCUGUACGAAAGUUCAUAGAAAUUCCACAGUUGUACGAACUGAUAUAGAUAUCUAUGUGACAAUAGCAAUAAAGGUUAUAUAAAUAGUACUUGAAAAAGUUGUAAUGGUC